AUGGAGCCCCGAGGGGAGUCGAUUGCAUAUCCAAGGCAAGUUCUCCUUCUCUUUGUUUUGCUCUGUGUGUAUGUGUCAGCUUCCGAGCUCGGGAGGUUUUCGGUGGCGGAGGAAAUGGAGAGUAGAUCUUUUGUAGGCAAUGUGGCAAAGGCCCUGGGCUUGGAGGUUAGAGAACUAUCGGCCAGGGGUGGUCGGAUUACUUCCAAAGGGAAAAAACAGCAUUUACAUCUCAAUGUCCAGACCGGGGAUUUGCUCCUAAAAGAGAAACUGGAUCGGGAGGAGCUGUGCGGCCCUGCGGAGCCCUGUGUGCUGCCUUUCCAGAUUUUACUGGAAAAUCCCCUUCACAUAAUUCCUGCAGAGCUGAGAGUGCUAGAUAUAAAUGACCACGCGCCCAUGUUCCCAGACGUUGAAAUGCUCUUGAAAAUCCGCGAGAAUAGCCCACCAGAGUCUCUAUUUUCUCUGAAAAACGCGCUAGAUUUGGAUGUAGGUAUCAACAAUGUUCAGAACUACACAGUCACCCCCGACUCCCAUUUUUGUGUUCACACUCGAACUCGCAGUGAUGGUAGGAAGUACCCGGAGCUGGUCUUGCACAAAGCCCUGGAUCGUGAGGAGCAGCCAGAGUUCUCUUUAACCCUCACUGCAGUAGAUGGUGGGUCCCCUCCCAAGUCCGGAACCGCCCAAAUUCGAGUCUUGGUUGUGGACGUCAAUGAUAAUACUCCUGUAUUUGCUCAGCCCCAGUAUGAGGUUCAGAUCCCUGAGGACAGCCCCAUCGAUUUCCUGGUUGUCACUGUCUCUGCCAGAGACUUGGACAUAGGAAGCAAUGGUGAAAUCUCAUACACACUUAUUCAGAGUUCGGAGGAGGUUAGUCAAACUUUCAAAGUAAAUCCCUUCUCGGGAGAAAUCAGACUGAAAAAACAAGUAGAUUUCGAAAUGAUUCAGUUAUACGAGAUGGAUAUUGAGGCCACCGAUGGUGGAGGCCUUUCUGGAAAAUGCACUGUCCGAAUCCAUGUAAUGGAUUUAAACGACAAUCCUCCAGAAUUAGCCUUGUCCUCUUUAAAUAGCCCUAUCCCCGAGGAUUCAUCUGAGGUCGUCGUCGCUGUUUUCAGCAUUUCAGACCGGGACUCAGGAGACAAAGGAAAGAUGGUUUGCUCUAUCCAAGAUAAUGUCCCCUUCGUCCUGAAAUCGUCUUUGGAGAAUUUCUAUACCUUGGUGACUGAUGGAGUCCUGGACAGAGAGAUCAGAAACGAGUACAACAUCACCAUUACUGUCACGGACUUGGGAUCCCCCAGGCUUAAAACCGAGCAAACCAUCACAGUGCUGAUCUCUGACGUCAAUGAUAACUCUCCGGUGUUUACUCAAACAGCUUACACUCUCUAUCUCCGGGAGAACAAUAGUCCUGCCUUUCACAUUGGCGGCGUCAGUGCCAGUGACAGGGACUGGGGUUCCAAUGCCAGAGUUAUCUACUCGUUGCUGCCUCCAGAGACUGGAGAACUCCCCCUCUUCUCCUACAUUUCCAUUAACUCAGAUAACGGCCAUCUCUAUGCCUUGAGAUCUUUGGAUUAUGAAGCCAUCCAAGCUUUCCAGUUCACUGUGAGGGCAGCUGAUUGUGGCUCCCCAUCCCUGAGCAGUCAGGCACUGGUUCGGCUAGUGAUCCAGGACGAGAAUGAUAACUCCCCCUUCGUGCUCUACCCUUUGCAGAAUGGCACCACCCUCUGUAAUGACCUAGUACCUAGGACAGCAGAACCAGGUUACCUGGUCACCAAGGUAGUUGCAGUGGAUGGAGACUCAGGACAGAAUUCCUGGCUUUCCUACCAACUGCUGAAGGCCACAGACCCAGGGCUCUUCACGAUAUGGGCCCAUAAUGGGGAAGUUCGUACCUUAAGAUCCAUCAGUGAUAGAGAUGCUAUUAAGCAGAAGCUCCUGGUACUAGUGAAGGACAAUGGGCAGCCGCCUCUGUCCACAGCAGCUACACUAAAUGUGUUCCUUGUAGAUGGAUUCUCUGAGCCUUACUUGCAGCUCCCAGAUAUGCCCAAGGAGCAGGCCCAGACUGACUCCCUCACCAUUUAUUUGGUCAUUUCUCUAGCUUCUGUCUCUUUCCUUUUUCUUGUUUCUGUGAUCCUGUUUAUUGCUGUGCGCUUGUGGAGAACAAAGAAGGAUGCCACUGAUGGCCAUCAGUUUAGGUCCAAUAGUUCAUUCCCAGGCCACUUUGUGGAUGUUGGGGGCACUGGGACCCUGUCCCAGAGUUAUCACUAUGAAGUGUGUCUGACCAAUGAUUCUGGUAAUGCUGAAUUUCAAUUCUUAAAGCCCAUUAUUCCCAGACUCCCCACUCAGGAUAGUGGAAGAGAGUUGGAAGAACACCCUCCCUUCCAGAAGAGCUUUGGGCUGGGUUAA
This is a messenger RNA of Trichosurus vulpecula (common brushtail), 2391 nucleotides long. RefSeq names its product protocadherin beta-16-like. The coding region runs from base 1 to 2391 and encodes 796 amino acids. The record is from RefSeq and is a predicted model, not a curated record. NCBI's taxonomy places the organism in Eukaryota, Metazoa, Chordata, Mammalia, Diprotodontia, Phalangeridae. Gene Ontology annotation, cellular component: plasma membrane. Gene Ontology annotation, molecular function: calcium ion binding. Gene Ontology annotation, biological process: homophilic cell-cell adhesion. The transcript has a single exon.